AUGGACCAACUCUGGUCCAACAUCGUGGAAUCCUACUCUCCACAAUCCAUCGAAUUCAUAGGCACCCUCGCCAUCCAAAUCCUCACCUUCUGGAUCCCCUCCCUCUGCUACCUCCUCCUCGACAUCCUCUUCCCAACCUUCUCCCACCGCCACAAGAUCCAACCCGCCGCCAAACAACCCACCCGCCAAACAAUCCUCCACUGCUUCUACAUCGUCGCCCGCAACCAACUCCUCACCUCCCUCCUCCACCUCUUCCAAAUCCACCUCCUCCACCACCAACCCUACCGCAUCACCUCGUCCCUCCCUUCCCUCCCCUCCCUAGUCUACGACUUCAUCCUCAGUCUCCUCCUCCGCGAAAUCCUCUUCUACUACACCCACCGCCUCCUCCACCACCCGUCCCUAUACAGCCAGAUCCACAAAGUCCACCACAAAUUCACAGCCCCGAUCGCGCUGUCCGCUCAAUACGCGCAUCCCAUCGAACAGGUGCUCGCUAAUGUGUUGCCCAUCGCCCUCCCGCCGCAGAUCCUGCGUAGCCAUGUCGUGACCUUCUGGGUGUUUCUGGGGUACGAGUUGCUGGAGACGGGGAUGGUGCAUAGCGGGUUUGAUUUCUGGGGCGUGGCUAGGAUGCAUGAUUUGCAUCAUGAGCGGUUUCGGGUUAAUUUUGGGGGGUUGGGGGUGUUGGAUUGGGUUCAUGGCACUCUUGGUGUAGGGGGGUUGGAGGGGGUGAUGGAGAGGAAGGGGGAUUAG
Aspergillus melleus is the source of this 747-nucleotide messenger RNA. Its product is annotated as sterol desaturase family protein. Gene Ontology annotation, molecular function: C-4 methylsterol oxidase activity; iron ion binding. The record is from RefSeq and is a predicted model, not a curated record. The coding region runs from base 1 to 747 and encodes 248 amino acids. Gene Ontology annotation, biological process: ergosterol biosynthetic process. Lineage: Eukaryota; Fungi; Ascomycota; Eurotiomycetes; Eurotiales; Aspergillaceae. The transcript has a single exon.